Aspergillus pseudonomiae is the source of this 742-nucleotide messenger RNA. RefSeq lists its product as uncharacterized. The record is from RefSeq and is a predicted model, not a curated record. The transcript has a single exon. NCBI's taxonomy places the organism in Eukaryota, Fungi, Ascomycota, Eurotiomycetes, Eurotiales, Aspergillaceae. The coding region runs from base 147 to 665 and encodes 172 amino acids.
GUAAAAAUGGAAACAAGGCUACCACUACUAUGUAAAAGCCCCGGCACAGGUUCCCAAACCUGUGGGUAUACGGAGUACCGAACUGGGAGUGUGGUCACCGAGAUGGUAUGUGAAACGAUUUAAUUUUUCUCAAGAGGCCCGAGCUUAUGAUGCAUGUCUCUGGACACUGGAAGACAAGGGCCAGUAGGAGGAGGCCAGUGGGCUCUAGCCAUGAAAAAGACUCCACCAGAAAAGAAUGCUUUCGUGUGAUAAUGCCAGGAGCAGGAAGUGGUUAUGGCGGACAACGUGUGCCUGAGGUUGGGCCCGUGACGUCAGGGGCGUCGACGGUUCUUGAAAAAUCAAAAAAGCAAUACCUGGUUGGUCUUGGAUACUAUACUGCGGGCUACAACCUCCAAUCGUCAGGGCUCUUCCAUAUGCACGAUGGGUAUGCAACUGGACAAAGGUCUACUGUUAUUGGGAUAAGCAAUGCGAGCUCUAUCAUGAUCCACAACCCCCUUCACUCAGAAGUCAGACCUUCUCAGACCCAUCGCCAAGUCAUAUGGAAACCUAUUCCGAUGAUCUGGGAUACUCCACAGCGUCCCUUCGAGGCUGCAUACGGGGCGUGUCUGUCGGGAAAGCGCCUAAGUAAUUCGGCUGACACAUUCGCGAGAAGACUCAGCGCAUAGUGCAGGGAUUGUGAACUCUAAGCAUACUUCAGUCUUUCAUAGCAUCGUCUAUCAUCCCGAAUGCAUCAGAGACUAGC